GGACUCUCUGCUUAUAAGUAGGCCUUGAACAUACUAGGCCCCUCACCUCUCACUUUAAAGAGUCAUUUGUUACAAAGUGUGAUUGGUUGCGACAGCUUUGGGCUCUAUGAAGAUGAAUCUUCACUUCCUUGGAACAGUUGUGGCUUUAGCUUUGCUUUCCUCAACUGCAUCUGCCUCAGACCCAGCGCCCCUGCAGGACUUCUGUGUUGCUUUUAAUGACACCAAUGAUGCAGUUUUUGUGAAUGGGAAGUUCUGCAAGAACCCAAAGUUUUCUGUGGCCAAUGAUUUUUCCUUCUCCGGGCUCCAAGUCCCCAGAAACACAUCAAAUGCAGUUGGGUCUACUGUCAGUAUGGUAAAUGCCGAUAACCUACCGGGACUUAACACUCUUGGUGUUUCCAUAGCUCGCAUUGACUUUGCUCCCAAUGGUGGCGUGAAUCCACCCCACUUUCACCCUCGUGCCACCGAGCUCCUCCUGGUCCUAGAGGGAACCCUCCUUGUUGGAUUUGUCACCUCCAACCCCGACAACUGCCUCUUCUCCAAGGUCCUACAUGCGGGCGAUGGUUUUGUGUUCCCAAUGGGCACCAUUCACUUCCAGCUCAAUUUAGCAAGGACCAGCGCUGUUGCCUUGGCUAAUUUUGGCAGCCAGAAUGCGGGGCUCGUCACCAUAGCAAAUGCAGUUUUUGGUUCAAACCCGCCCAUUGAUACUUUUGUCCUCUCAAAGGCCUUCCAACUGGAAAAGAAGGUGGUUGAGUAUCUUCAAGCACAAUUCUAAUAUAAAAAGAGCAUGAGAACUUAAGGAUACCAUUCAUGAGAAAUCUGAAAUAAUGUUACUAAGCCUAGAUUUGGCAUAUCAUACGAUGCUAAUGGCUGUCAUAGGAGGGCACAAAUAAAUUUGAUAUGUUGCAUAUGGCAUUUUUAAAAAAGUUUGCUAAUGGCAUAUCAUUAUGUAUGUUUUUUGCUUGUUUGUCAUUUCGCAGAACUAUAAAAUAAUGAAGUUUGUUACCA
This is a messenger RNA of Malania oleifera, 1005 nucleotides long. RefSeq names its product germin-like protein subfamily 1 member 7. The record is from RefSeq and is a predicted model, not a curated record. Gene Ontology annotation, molecular function: manganese ion binding. NCBI's taxonomy places the organism in Eukaryota, Viridiplantae, Streptophyta, Magnoliopsida, Santalales, Ximeniaceae. The transcript is spliced from 2 exons. Bases 107 to 772 code for a protein of 221 amino acids. Gene Ontology annotation, cellular component: cell wall.